AUGGGUCGACUAAAGGGGAGACAGAAGGAAGAAAGGGAGGAACAUAUCAGAUUAGCAAUUGAGCGAUACCAAACUUCUAAGGACCCGUCUAUUAGGGAAUGCGCCGAGACUUUUAAUAUUCCCUACUCCACUUUAAGGGACCGCCUGCAGGGAAAAAGUUCAAGGAGAGAUAGUCACCGCAGACAGCAGCUACUCAGCGAGCAUGAGGAAAAAUCGGUUGUGGCAUGGUGCAUCCGUAUGGAUGAUUGGGGAUUUCCGCUCAAAUUAUCUCUAGUCAAAGAGAUGGCCGCCUAUCUUAUUAAAAAGCGGAAUAGUGGACACAAGCUAGGUGACUAUUUCCAGCUGUUACAAGAAGUGAUACGGAAAUACAAUAUCCUACCUAAAAAUACUUAUAACAUGGACGAGAAGGGGUUUAUGAUGGGCAUAGCGGCCAAGUGCAAGAUCAUCUGUCGGCGAGCUAGGAAAAAUCCGCGUCUUACGCAUAAUGGGAGUCGCGAGUGGGUGACAGUAAUUGAGGCCGUCUCUGGAGCUGGAGAAGCAUUACCACCUAUGGUAAUAAAUCAAGGAAUGGCUCAUUAUAAAGGUUGGUAUGCAGGCGUUAAGGGGGACGAUAUCGCUACUUUUAGUUACUCUCCCAAAGGCUGGACCGAUUCCUUUUUAGGAAUGGAGUGGUUAAUACAGAAUUUUGAUAAAUUCACUGCCGACAAGGCUGAGGGAGAGUGGAGAUUACUGAUCAUGGAUGGUCAUGCUUCUCACGUUACUUGGGAAUUUUUUGACUACUGUCUGAAUCACAAAAUCGUGCCUUCAUCAGCAAACUCUGCUAUUCCUCAGGGCGCAGCGCCUACGCCCUGGGCGCCAGGCACGCCAGGCGCCGCCAGGGCAGAGUGCUCGUACCAGGCGUCGCCAGGGCAGGGUCCUCACGCCAGGCGUCGCCACAGCAGGGUGCUCGCGCCAGGCGUCGCCACAGCAGGGCGCUCGCGCCAGGUGAUCCUAGCAUCCGCGCCCGACGCCCCCAGAGCAAGUACUCUGAGCGAUAUCACCUACAUCCAUAGAGCACCCAGCAAUGCUCUCUCCGCAAUCUUCUCUAGGCGCGUCGUGCACUUUCACGCGUCAUGCACCUCCAGGCGAUAUGGGACUGGCAACGAAUCACGGACGUGUCGGGGCCCGCCAGGAGACAGCGUCAGCGCCCUGACAGCACUCGUCAGUAAUAUCUGCGCCAGGAGAUCAAAUCACAACGAGCUGCUCGCCAGGCGCUGCCAGAGCAUAUCGCUCACGCCUAGAGAGCACUCGUCAGUACUAUCUGCGCCAGGAGAGCAUUCUCAACGAGCUGCUCGCCAGGCACCGCCAGAGCAUAUCGCCCACGCCAAGACACUCUUCGUCAAUGAGUUUUUCCAGGCACUGCCAAGAGAUAUUGCUCACGUCCGGAGAGCACCACGAAUGCUUCCAUAG
Molecule: messenger RNA, 1449 nt
Organism: Morchella sextelata
Lineage: Eukaryota; Fungi; Ascomycota; Pezizomycetes; Pezizales; Morchellaceae
Exons: 6
Coding region: 1-1449 (482 amino acids)
Cellular component (GO): nucleus
Molecular function (GO): DNA binding
Source: RefSeq, a predicted model, not a curated record